Molecule: messenger RNA, 2570 nt
Organism: Gasterosteus aculeatus aculeatus (three-spined stickleback)
Lineage: Eukaryota; Metazoa; Chordata; Actinopteri; Perciformes; Gasterosteidae
Source: RefSeq, a predicted model, not a curated record
AGAGCCACGUGUUUGCCUCGGUUGCCUUGGCAACAACCGAGCGGACAAAGCAAAGGAGUCCUUGAACGCCGAGCGAGUGAAAAGAGCAAAAGGGAGACUGUGCGUGUGUGUGUGUGUGUGUCUGUGUGUGUCUGUGCUUGUGCGUGCGCGGGACUGCAGGAACACAGCAGCGUUUUCUCCCGGUCAGGAAAAACAUCAGAUAUGGGACGUCGCGUUUCCUCCGUUUGUGCGUCGGCGCAGUCCCAAGCGCCGCCACCAAUGCUGUCACGUUGUUCCCUCUCCAGCGCUCAGGCCGAUGACCGGGUGAGAGUGGAGCGGAGGGACAGCGCUCACUUCCAGUUCGCGUCGGCAAUGAACACAGCCACCGAGUUCUACUGCCACGCCCCGGAGAAAGGCUCCCGCUCUCUGUCGAGUGUAGCGUCCUUGGAGAGCCCGGUGGUCUGCUGUCUGGGUCCGCUCAUCCAGUACCUCCAAGAGUUCAACUUGGAAAGAGUUCUGAGGGCAGAAAGCUCAUUCCGACGUCUGUCCGGUGAGUCGGAGGGUAUGGACCUCAGCGCCGCCACCCUCAGGAACCUGGAGAUCCUCAACAAUCAGACAGAUGGCGGCGUGCGGGGCAGUCUGCUGUGGGUGCUGGACCACACUCGCACUCCGUUCGGGAGGAGGCUGAUGAGGAAGUGGGUGAGUCGGCCCCUCACAGACCCGCGGUCCAUCGCAGAGAGGCAAGAUGCUGUGCAGGAGAUCCUGGAGUCGCACUCGCUCACUUUGAAUUCCGUCAAUUCCCUGUUGUCGCAUUUGCCCGACCUGGAGAGAGGCAUCUGCAGCAUAUACCACAGAAAGUCUUCCACGCAGGAGUUUUACCUCAUUAGCAGCGGCCUUUCCCGACUGGGGAGCGAACUGCAGGCGUUGCUUCCUGCCGUCCGGUCACAGAUCAGCUCCGCGCUCCUCCGAGGCCUCUUGUUGGAAACUCCUGACCUGCUGGCUCCGGCCCACGGCCACCUGAAGGUGCUCGACGAAAGGGCCGCCAAGACAGGAAACAAGACGGAGCUGUUCUCAGACCUGUCGGGCUUCCCGGUGCUGCAGGAACGCCGGGAGCAGAUUCAGGCCGUCGUCAGCCAGAUCCAAGACCACCGCAGAGAGAUCCGCCGCGCGCUGAAGGCCCCGGCGCUGGACUACGUCACCGUGUCUGGACAGGAGUUUCUGAUUGAGGUGAAGAACUCGCUGUCGUCCAUUGUUCCACCUGACUGGGUCAAAAUCAGCAGCACCAAGGCCGUCAGCAGGUAUCACUCCCCAUUCCUGGCGGAGCGCUACAAGAAGCUGCUGCAGCUCCGAGAGCAGCUGCUGCUAGACUGCCAGAGGGAGUGGACCAAUUUCCUGGAUCAGUUUGGGGAGCACUAUCACACCAUGAAAAGGGCUAUUAGUCACCUAGCAACCAUGGACUGUCUCUUUUCAUUGGCUGAGGUGGCGAAACAAGGGGACUAUUGCAGGCCAGAGGUGUGUGAGGCUCAGCGUCAGAUUAUGAUCCGGGGUGGCAGACACCCUGCCAUCGCCCUACUGAUGGGAGAGCACCACCAGUAUGUGCCCAACCACACCGAACUGCAGGGCGAUGGCAGGAGAACUAUGAUAAUCACUGGUCCUAAUAUGGGGGGUAAGAGCUCCUACAUCCGCCAGGUGGCCCUGAUCUGUGUCAUGGCUCAGAUGGGCUCCUACGUCCCGGCCUCUGAGGCCUGCCUGGGUGUGCUGGAUGGCAUUUAUACCAGGAUGGGGGCUUCAGAUAACAUUUAUAAAGGCCGCAGCACGUUCAUGGAAGAGCUGACCGAAGCCUCGGGGAUCCUUUUCCGCGCAACCGAUCGUUCAUUGGUCAUCCUCGACGAACUGGGACGGGGAACGAGCACCCACGAUGGAAUCGCCAUCGCCUACGCCACCCUGGAGUACUUCAUCAGAGCUGUAAAAGCCCUCACGCUGUUUGUGACCCAUUACCCUCCUCUGUGUGAGCUGGAGCGGGUGUAUCCUGAACACGUGUCGAACUACCACAUGGCUUUCCUACUUAACGACGCUGACAUGGCCGCUGACACUGACGACGGAGAAGUUCGGCUAGAGUUCAUUACGUUCCUCUACCAAUUAACGGGAGGCGCCGCAGGGCGGAGCUACGGCCUGAACGUCGCCCGAUUGGCUGACAUCCCGGACACCGUGCUACGCACCGCAGCACGCAAAGCCAGAGAGCUGGAGAGCGUGGUCAACGGCAGGAGGAACAAAAAGAAACUUCUCACAGAUCUUUUGAGCGUCUCGGACAGAUCGUCCCUGAUGGAGUGGCUGCAUUCAAACCCUUGACUGCAACACCGGUCGACGCCAUCAAGAAGAGACAACCCAGCUAUCACCGGAGGAGUAGGCUGAGAGAAGAACAUUGAAGUCUGAACUUCUAAACACUGAUUGGAGUAGAGUGGUUGUUGCUGCUCUUUUCUUUAACUCAGGGUUGGUUUCUCAUCAUCAUCUGUACUGUAAACUAAUUCUCCAAAUGUCAGUUAAUAGUGUCAUUCUGGUGUGGAUCAAAUCAAUCUGUGGCAUAAAUGUGU